GUGGUUUUCUUUGGAAUAAGCACUGUAUAAACUGAUUCCAAAUCGGCUAUAGGGAGCAGGAAGUGCCAGAUGGAGACAUUUCAAGGAACAUACACGUGAAUGCUAUCAUUGACUGUUAGUGGACGGAUUGCAUUUCAAACGAGUGGUUUCAGGGUCAGUUUGCUAUUUAGGUAAGAUUAUUUAUUGUCUCAAGCGUUUGACUAUAUCAUGGUUACUGGCCAAGAGCUAAUUACCAAUCAGAGACGAACGUUUAGUGGUAGGGUUUUUUUAAUACCUAGCAAGUUAGUUAUAUUGGAACUAGAAUAUUAGCCACGCUUAAGUAUGCAGUUUUUAAGGAUUGGUUACAAUUCCGUCAGCACCUCCGGAAAAAAUAUUUUGUCUCGUCAUGUUAGGGACUCCGUGUGCUCUCUUUUUGCUUUUCAGUUUACUGCCUUAAGCCACAUGUCAACCUCUGCAGAGCCAGUGGUUAUCAGGGUACCCCGGAGAAUGCAAGAACACAUUGAAAAUGUUAAACAGAUGAAAGGCAGAAAAGCUGAAAAGGUCAAUACAGUCAAACCUGGGAAACUUCUAAUAAUGAGCAAGAACUCUCAACUGAACCAGGCUUCGGGCUAUACGCUUGGUAAAUUUGAACAACCGACCCUUGCUUCAAAAGGAUGGAAACACAGUAAGUCAUUUGGGGACUACUUUGUGAUAAAUAAAACACGGGACGUUCCACCUUGCGUUAGAGAAGCUGUACCGGAGGAGAACUUAAAGACCACAAGCAAAACGAUAACAUUUAAAUCUCUGAAUCUCUGUACAGAUAUUGUGGAAAUCCUGAGACGUGAUAAUAUCCUUUACCCUACGACUGUGCAGCUGCAAACCAUCCCCAAGCUUCUCCGUGGUUGCAAUGUCCUUUGUGCGGCUGAAACUGGAAGCGGAAAAACACUGACUUACUUGCUUCCUGUUAUUCAUAAACUGAAGGGAGAAAUUGGGGCAGACAACUUCAGAGUGGUUGCACCACACACAGGCUGUGUGGUCCUCGUGCCAUCCAGAGAGUUAGCAGAGCAGGUGACAUCUGUUGCUAAGGCCUUGUGUCAUCCCUUUGGGAUGAAGGUGAAAGUGGUGGGAGGCGGAAGGGGUGUAGGUAAUAUAAAGCUUGCAUUCGCCAGUGGUCCUCCGGACAUUUUAGUUGCCACUCCUGGUGCACUGAUCAAAGCUCUCCGCAGACACUGUUUGAGCAUGACUGAGCUUAGCUUCUUUGUAAUCGAUGAGGCCGACACCUUGUUUGACCCGAGCUUUGCAGACAUGGUGCAAACCAUUUUAACCCAUGCCCACAUAGCGUCCAGCCCUUCGCAGACGCAAGGCCCAGGCCGUAAGGCUCAACUGGUGGUGGUGGGGGCAACGUUCCCUGGCGGGGUUGGAGAUGUGCUCAGUCAGGUGACUGACUUGGGCAGUAUCGUCACUGUCAAGAGCCAGAUGCUCCACUUCCUGAUGCCUCACGUGAAGCAGACGUUUUUGAAAGUGAAGGGCGAGGACAAGCUCCUGGAGCUCCACCAGGCCUUGAAGGCCGCAGAGCAGGGCAACUCGGCGGUGCUGGUGUUCUGUAACAGGGCGUCUACCGUGAACUGGCUGGGAUACAUGCUGGAGGACUUCGGCGUUCCCCACUCGCGCAUUCAGGGCGAAAUGCCGGCGACCGUAAGAGCAGGGAUCUUCCGUUCCUUCCAGAAAGGCCUUGUGAACGUCUUGAUCUGCACGGACAUCGCCUCCCGAGGCCUGGACACGCAGAGGGUGAAGCUUGUCAUCAACUACGAUUUCCCAGAAUCCCAUGCGGACUACAUCCACCGGGCCGGACGCGUGGGCCGAGCAGGGGGCGGGGGCGGGGGCGAUGGGGCCGUCCUCAGCUUCGUCACUCACCCGUGGGACGUGGAGCUGGUGCAGACCAUCGAGACCGCCGCCAGGAGAAGAAGCGUUCUGCCCGGAAUGGAGUCGGCCAUCCGCAAGUCGGCCCCGAAACCAGACACCGAUAAGGACCCUGAAAGCUGAGCUGGGAUGAAGGGAGCCUUCCUGCUUCCCUUGUGGCUCUACUACACGUUAGUGGUGGAGUGAGUGGUGGAGAAGUUCUCCAGGCGGAUGCGGACGACCUUCUCCACGGGCGGGGGAGGGAAGAGGAAGUGGCAGGUGAAGACCUGCUGGCAGGCCUUGCGGAAAUUCUCGGAGAGGAACGCGUAGAGGAUGGGGUUGACGCAGGAGUUGCCGUAGGCCAGGCAGUGCGAGAUGAUGCGGAAGGCGAAGGAGGCUUCGUUGAGGGGGAAGGCGCCAAACUCCGCCCACAUGGCGAUGAUGUGGUGGGGCAUCCAGCAGAUGAGGAAGGCGGCCACCACCAGGAGCACAGUCUGAGCCGUCUGAGGGGCACAGAAGCAGAGACCGUAAUCAGCACGUUGGAGGGGCGGCGGAAACCAAUGUAAUUGGCACCAUCCGGCCCAUGUGGGGGUGAUAAAGGGAAGUGUUCACCUCUGUCUGCGCUUUCUAAGGAUGAAAAACUGAUAUACAGUAAUUGCAACUGUGUGGAGGUACCGGGGGGAGAUACAGCAUAAUCACAAUGCCCUGACUCCCACAUCAGGAUUUUAUGUACUACAAUAAUAGCAGUAUGAACACCGUUAACUUAAGUGGCUUUAACGGUGCUUUUCCCAAACACUUGAAGUACUAUAUUUAUUCCAGUUGUGCAAAGGGCACAGAUGCAGCUUUCCUGAUUCUACAUUUACUUUUGUUUCCCCCCUUGUUCCAAUGUCUUGGAUUGUUCAUUUUAGUUUUUUUAAAAUUCCCUCUUGACAAAGGUCGUUGUUAACCACACACUGUGCAAAAGCCUGUUUGUACUAGUGUGACACAAAAAUCUGAUUAAAGUGUGCAAUGCAUGUGCAUCCUUUCCUCAAAAUGAAUUCAUAUGCAGGCCUUUCAGUGGGGAGUGAAGACUUUAAUGUAGCAACAUUAUAAUAAAAUAUUUUCAUUCAGAA
This is a messenger RNA of Anguilla anguilla (European eel), 2990 nucleotides long. RefSeq names its product DEAD (Asp-Glu-Ala-Asp) box polypeptide 28 (gene ddx28). The record is from RefSeq and is a predicted model, not a curated record. Bases 322 to 2022 code for a protein of 566 amino acids. Gene Ontology annotation, molecular function: ATP binding; nucleic acid binding. NCBI's taxonomy places the organism in Eukaryota, Metazoa, Chordata, Actinopteri, Anguilliformes, Anguillidae. The transcript has 2 exons. Gene Ontology annotation, biological process: mitochondrial large ribosomal subunit assembly. Gene Ontology annotation, cellular component: mitochondrion.